AUGCCUCUCGCUAACAAGAUUGGUGUCAAUGGAUUCGGCCGCAUUGGUCGUCUGGUUGUCCGCGCCGCUGUUGAGAAGGGCGUUGAAGUGGUGGCCAUCAACGAUCCCUUCAUUGAUGUGCACUACAUGGUGUACAUGUUCCGCUAUGACAGCACCCACAACAAGUUCAAGGGUGAGGUGAAGGAGGAGGGUGGCCUGCUGGUCAUCAACGGCAAGCCCAUUCAGGUGUUCCAGGAGCGCAACCCCGCUGACAUUCCCUGGGGCAAGGCCGGCGCUGAGGUGGUCGUCGAGUCGACCGGCGUCUUCACCACUCUGGAGAAGGCCAAGUCUCAUCUGCAGGGCGGCGCCAAGAAGGUUGUCAUCUCCGCCCCGUCGGCUGAUGCUCCCAUGUACGUCAUGGGCGUGAACCACCAGGCUUACGAUCCAUCGCAGGACAUCAUCUCCAACGCUUCCUGCACUACCAACUGCCUGGCUCCCCUCGCCAAGGUCAUCAAUGACAACUUUGGCAUUGAGCAGGGUCUGAUGACCACUGUGCACGCCACCACCGCCACCCAGAAGACUGUGGACGGCCCCAGUGGCAAGCUGUGGCGUGAUGGUCGUGGCGCUGCCCAGAACAUCAUCCCUGCCUCGACUGGCGCCGCCAAGGCCGUCGGCAAGGUGAUUCCCGAGCUGAACGGCAAGCUCACCGGCAUGGCUUUCCGCGUGCCCGUCCCCGAUGUGUCUGUCGUUGAUCUGACCGUCACCCUGAAGAAGGCGGCCACUUACGAUGAGAUCAAGGCUGCCGUGAAGGCCGCCUCGGAGAGCGACAAUCUCAAGGGCAUUCUCGGCUACACUGAGGAGGAGCUCGUCAGCUCUGACUUCAUCUCUGACCCGCGUAGCUCCAUCUUUGACGCCAAGGCUGGCAUUCAGCUGACUCCCACCUUUGUGAAGCUGAUCUCGUGGUACGACAACGAGUAUGGCUACAGCCACCGCGUCAUCGACCUCAUCAAGUUCAUCAGNCUCUGA
Rhagoletis zephyria (snowberry fruit fly) is the source of this 1005-nucleotide messenger RNA. NCBI's taxonomy places the organism in Eukaryota, Metazoa, Arthropoda, Insecta, Diptera, Tephritidae. The record is from RefSeq and is a predicted model, not a curated record.